Molecule: messenger RNA, 369 nt
Organism: Rasamsonia emersonii CBS 393.64
Lineage: Eukaryota; Fungi; Ascomycota; Eurotiomycetes; Eurotiales; Trichocomaceae
Exons: 2
Source: RefSeq, a predicted model, not a curated record
AUGUCUCCCCCGCCAGACAGCGUCAAUCGCGCUCCUGAGCUCCUCGUCGCGCUCUGGCUGACCACCGCCGUUGCCAUCCUCAUCUUCGCUGCGCGUCUCUACGUGCGCAUCCGCAUCAUCAAGUACCGCGGCUGGGACGACUACUGGAUUGUCGCGUCAAUGAUUCUAGCAACACUGGGCAUCGCACUCGAAACAGUAGCCGUCAACUACGGCUUCGGCCGGCACGAAUCCUCCCUGUCGACCGAGCAAGUCGUCCAGGCGACCAAGUACAACAUGCUCGCCAUCCCGCCCAACUUGCUCAGCAGCGCCACGGCCAAGAUCUCCGUGUGCUUCUUCCUGCUGCACGUCAACCAGGACAAGCGCACGGGG